UGUCGAUCUUGAGUUGUCUCAUACCAAUCAUUCAACAUCUCAUUUUAAAGCAUUUAGGAAAGGUGUUGAGUAAUUUGAUGAAAAACAUGAUGAAUCUCAUUGAAAUUGUUAAAAGCUAUCCAAGACUACCGCUUAUUUCAGCACUCGGUUAACUAUUAAAAAUAGUUUUACUUGUAAUGAAUCAUUAUAAAUGAUAGCUUGAUUGAAACAAAAGUGGUUUUUUUAUAUUUCCAAUCUAUUCUAAAUUGCCGGGCUAAGAAUUUAAGAUUUAAAGUCUUUACUUUUAGUUAAUUAGUUGUGAACUCGCCCUGAUCUAUCAAAAAUAAAGGAUAAAAGAUAACGAAAGAAAAGAAAGAAAAGAUUUAAGUUAAAGUAAGAAGCGAGGAGGAAAGAAAAGUGACUCUUAAGUUUAAAGUAGAGAGUGAAAACUGGUUUACUAUUGGCCAAACCUGUACUAAUAACCCAAUUGCGCUCUUCUUUUUACGUUCCGUUUGCUUUAGUCAUUUACAGAUUUUUAACAUUUUAGUUCAUUUCUCUUGAUAUAUUUCAUCGAAAAAUUGAUACUUACCUUGAUUAUUGUGCCUAAUGCUGUGAUUAGUGGGGCAAAAUGUAAGGCUUACCGUUUGGAGAUACUAGUUUAUAUCAUUUUUGUUUACAACCUGUUCAACAUUAAGGCCUAACAUUGUGAGUUACAUGUCAACAAUAAUCUUCUGUUUACCUGAUUCAAAUUACAGUACCAUGUUAGUUUUGGAUAUUUAUAAUGCCUAAAUUACUCACCAAUUUACUUAUUUAAUCACACAUUUCCAAGCUUUAACCAAUGUCUUCACAGUGUGUGCACCUGAUAUUUAUUAUUUUCACAUCUUUACUUUUUGUUUUAUUCGUGCCUUGUAAUGGAGAGUAUAUUUGUCCAAAACCUGGUUCAAUACCUGAUCCCUGUACAUGUGAUCGCAAUGGAACACUCGGAUUAACAAUAAGUUGCUCUGGAACCAAUCUCGCCAUCAUAACACUUUCACUAAGAUCAAUCAAGAAACCCAUUGAUACUCUAACUAUUAGAUCUGUAAAUACAACAACUCUUAGCGGGCCAAUAUUUCAAGAUUUGACUAUUCACAAUUUAAGAGUGAUUCAAACAAACAUAACUAAGCUAGAGCCAAGUGUUUUGGAUUGCUGCAAGUCCACCUUGAAAUCUCUUGAUUUACAAGAAAACAAGCUGACCUCCUUGGACGAUGUGAUAAAAACAGCUGAACAAAUUAGUAAUUUAACUCGACUCAAUUUGAAUGAGAACCGGAUCAGCAAGAUUAAUGAUAAAAGCUUUUCGAAGCUGAAAAAUCUAAGAGAUUUAUCUCUUUCUUCAAAUGGCAUCGCUAAAUUGACAGCAUCAACUUUCACUGGACUAACUAACCUGGAAUCACUGGAUUUGAGUAAUAACCUUUUGACUAAACUGGAGCGAAAUGUCUUCAAAGAAACCAAAAAACUGAAAUCACUGGAUGUUUCUUAUAAUAAGGUGACUGAGCUUGGAAAGUCGGAUUUGACUGAUUUAAUCAAUUUAGUCUCCUUCAACUGUUCACAUAACAAAAUAUCCAAGCUGGGACGAUCUCUUCUCAGUCGUAAUGCUCAGCUGAGAGAAAUCAAUUUGUCUCACAAUCAAUUGAAGGAAAUUGAUUCCUACCUAUUGAAAGGAGUUCGUUUCUUGAAGGAUAUCAACUUGCAAGGCAACAACAUAACAACUAUUGCCAAAAACGCUUUCAGUUCAACUACUCGAUUAAAAAACUUGAACCUGGCUUAUAACCAACUGGUCGAGUUGACCCAAGAAGUAUUUAAAGACCUUCAAUGGUUAGAUCGAUUGGAUUUGUCACAUAAUCGAAUCAAAACAAUUGAAAGAGCUUCAAUGACUAAGAUGUAUAAAGUUGCUAUUGAUUUAAGUUACAAUGGACUUGAAAAAAUUGAACCAGGAAGCUUUCUCGAUUUAGCCAAUGUUACAACCCUUAAUCUUUCCUACAACAAUCUCACCAUACUGCCCAACUUGGCCUUCGAGAAUUCGGAUGUUACCAAUCUAUUACUUGAUCACAAUUACAUCGUCGAUUCAACUAAAAUCCUCAUCUCUAAUUUAACUGGAAUCAAGAUGCUCAACCUUUCUUAUAACCAAAUCACUGAUCUUAACCGUAAAUCAUUAUCAACUGGUAAACUAUAUGAACUAGAGACUAUUGAUUUAAGUUACAAUUCAAUCAAAGACAUAACUGGAUCCAUCUUUGAAAAAUUUCAAUCAAUUCGUGAUCUCCGUUUAAAUAACAAUAAAAUAAAUAAAAUUGGAUUCGGUGCUUUUGGUACUUUACCAACUCUCUUGCGAUUGGAUUUAAGUUACAACCAAAUCACAGUGGUUAGCUCGGGAGGAUUAUCUAGUCUUAUAUCGGUCAGAGAGAUUGAUGCAUCUCAUAAUAGGAUCAAGAAAAUGUUUACGAUUCCGAUAUCUCUGAAUACUCUUCACCUUCAACAUAACCAGAUUGAUACAAUAAACUCAGGAACAUUUCCAGUCAUGAAUGCCUUGCUUGAACUAUACCUUGAUUCAAACAAAAUUAAAUCAUUGGAGCCUGGAUCAUUGGCCAGUCUGUUGGGAUUAAGAUCUCUUUCACUGCAUAACAAUAGUUUGUCAACUGUUCCAAGAGAUGCUUUACAACAAUUGACUUCUCUGUCUUAUCUUGAUCUGAGUAACAACAAUAUCACUCAUCUCGAGGCGAAACAGUUUGGCUCGUUACCUGUUGUAUUUGAGCUUUACCUCCAAUCAAACAAGAUCAAUCAAAUUGAUAAUGGAGCCUUCGAAGGAUUACUCCAGCUAAUUAAACUUAACCUGAGCAACAAUGAUUUGAAAUUACUUGAGCCUGGAGUAUUUAAGACUCUUGUUUCAGUGCGAACCUUAGAUUUGUCAUUCAACAAAUUGAACAAACUGGAAAACAAGACACAUGGUAUUCUGGAAGAUUUAUUAUCAUUGGAAAAUCUAAAUGCUAGCCACAAUUUAAUUUCAUUUGUCAACGAUAGGACUUUUCCCCGAUCUCCCUAUAUUCCAUAUAAAAUAAGGAAUGUUGAUUUAAGUUACAAUUACAUUCCAACAUUGACACCCAUUUUUGACGAUGGAUUAUGGCGAGUGGAAAGGUUGAUACUUCGAGGAAACAUAAUCAACGAAAUCAAGUCCAACGUGUUAUCAAAUAUGACUGAGCUUCGAGAACUUGACCUUUCACAUAAUCAAUUACGUAAACUAGAAAAUGUUACUUUUGGUGUUAAUAUUUUAACCAAACUGGAAUAUUUGUCCAUUGCUGAAAACAAGCUUUCAUCUAUCAAUAUGGUUGAAAUUGAAUCAAUGAGAUCCCUUAAAGUAUUCAAUAUGAGCUUCAACAGAUUCUCAGUUUUACCAAGUAAACCAUUGGUUCGUAUGCUUCGCCAUGGAACACGGAUUCUUCUUGAUGGAAACCUGGUCAACUGUGAUUGUGGUUUGUUGGAUUAUCUUCGGUGGCAAGUUGUUAAAAAGGCUGAACAAAUUGUUACCAAUGGCACUUUACUGGAAGGAAAUGUAAUCUGUGAUAGUCCAUCAGAAAGAAAAGGAUUUACUUUGAAUAAAUUGAAGUAUAAAAUGUUCAAAGCUUGUGAGACGGACGAUUUAGGAAGAACAAUUGAAGGACAUAAUUUUGAUCAGGAAGAACAGAGUAAUUUACGAUUCAAAGGAGUUGAAAAAUUGCGAGGUCGACGAAACAGUAUUCGUGUUGUUUGGUUUGUUGCUCGUCGAGAUAAAGAUAUUUCUGGCUUUAAACUGACCAUUUUAUCUGGGGAUGGUAAAGAAAUUGAAACGGUUAAUUUAUCGUAUGACAAACGAGAACAUGUUUACAAUAAUUUUAAACUUGGUAGCGGCUUACGAAUUUGUGUUCAAUCGGUUGAUUCAAUGGGCAAAACGGAAACCGAUUACUCGGAUUGCAUUGAUGGACAGGUACGCAAUGUGUUUGCUGAAUUGAAUCGACAACAUUUAACACCAAAGUUGAUCUCAAGUCAUGCAAAUCACUCUCAAUUUACGGCUCAUCAAUUUGCUAUCUUAUUUACCGUUUUGGUCUAUUUUGUCAACUUGAUUGAUUCUUUUCAAUGAUGAGAAGAUGAUUAAAGUAUUUCAAUAACAUGCCAUUAAUAGCAGCAUGAACGGUGAUUAAAUUCAUAAUUUGAUGUUCCCUUUUAUCCAGUGAUUCAUCUGCUCAUCCUGAUUCUGUUCAUCCUUUCAACCAUUAUCAAUUUAAUCGAGCUAAUGGCAUCUAAAUCGUUUGAUUUUUGCUUCACUCAUCUAAAAUAUCGACAAAAGCUACCUGUUACCUGCUAACAGUUACUUAAUCAAUCCUGAUGCGAUACUCUAUAGUUAAUUUCUAGUCUCUCACGUGAGUUUUUAAUCCAUCUGUCAUCAUCGUCAUCAUCAUCAUUAUAGCCAUUUUUCCCAAAUCAAUUUUAUUCAUUUUAUUUUUAAAUGCUAAAAAAAUAAAAUAUGUUAACAUGUU
This is a messenger RNA of Tetranychus urticae (two-spotted spider mite), 4520 nucleotides long. RefSeq lists its product as uncharacterized. NCBI's taxonomy places the organism in Eukaryota, Metazoa, Arthropoda, Arachnida, Trombidiformes, Tetranychidae. Gene Ontology annotation, molecular function: protein binding. The record is from RefSeq and is a predicted model, not a curated record. Gene Ontology annotation, cellular component: plasma membrane.